CUGAGUGAAAGCAGCUUGAUUUAAAUGACUACCCCAAACAAGACACCACCUGGUGCUGAUCCAAAGCAACUAGAGAGGACUGGUACUGUUAGAGAAAUAGGCUCACAAGCAGUUUGGUCUCUUUCAUCCUGUAAGCCAGGAUUUGGAGUGGAUCAGUUACGAGAUGAUAAUCUAGAAACUUAUUGGCAGUCAGAUGGGUCACAGCCUCAUUUGGUGAACAUCCAAUUUAGAAGAAAAACAACAGUGAAGACAUUAUGUAUUUAUGCAGACUACAAAUCUGAUGAAAGUUACACUCCGAGCAAAAUCUCUGUCAGAGUAGGAAAUAAUUUUCAUAAUCUCCAGGAAAUUCGGCAACUUGAAUUAGUGGAACCAAGCGGCUGGAUUCAUGUUCCUUUAACAGAUACUCAUAAGAAGCCCAUUCGCACAUUUAUGAUUCAGAUUGCAGUUCUAGCUAACCACCAAAAUGGAAGAGACACUCACAUGAGACAAAUCAAAGUGUACACCCCGGUGGAAGAGAGCUCUAUUGGUAAAUUUCCUAGAUGUACAACAAUUGAUUUCAUGAUGUAUCGCUCUAUAAGAUAA
This is a messenger RNA of Chaetura pelagica (chimney swift), 582 nucleotides long. RefSeq names its product anaphase promoting complex subunit 10 (gene ANAPC10). NCBI's taxonomy places the organism in Eukaryota, Metazoa, Chordata, Aves, Apodiformes, Apodidae. Bases 25 to 582 code for a protein of 185 amino acids. Gene Ontology annotation, cellular component: anaphase-promoting complex. The record is from RefSeq and is a predicted model, not a curated record. Gene Ontology annotation, biological process: anaphase-promoting complex-dependent catabolic process; protein K11-linked ubiquitination. The transcript has 5 exons.